Messenger RNA from Exophiala viscosa, 2061 nucleotides. Its product is annotated as 2-methylcitrate dehydratase. The record is from RefSeq and is a predicted model, not a curated record. Bases 321 to 1979 code for a protein of 552 amino acids. Gene Ontology annotation, molecular function: 2 iron, 2 sulfur cluster binding; 2-methylcitrate dehydratase activity. NCBI's taxonomy places the organism in Eukaryota, Fungi, Ascomycota, Eurotiomycetes, Chaetothyriales, Herpotrichiellaceae. Gene Ontology annotation, cellular component: mitochondrion. The transcript has a single exon.
GUUAAAGGCUGUGGUGUAACUUAGGUCGGUCCCGAAGAGCUUUAGGUGUAUUGAUCAAAAGGCCGUGUUGCCGUAGGUUGAAUGAAAGGUUUGGGAAGAAGGAAGAGAGAAUUGAAGCAAUAGGUGUUUUUAAUAAUUCUUUCCCAUCCUGCCUUGCUUGUCACCCUCACUCUUUCUCACCUUAGUAUUCGGUCAGUAGUCGGUGAGGACAACCGUCCAGCUACUCUUGACACCGGCGUCACCCAAACGCAAAUCGCAGUCUUUUGUUUGCUGCCCGCUCUCCCCACCUCAACUUUUCUGUCCUACAAAACCACAAAAUCAUGCUGGCCUCGUCUGCGAUCAAGCGAGUUCCAGUGCGAAGAUUGGCUGCUGGUGCUUUGGCUGUUCGAGCACCCUCUUCGACCAUUCGCCAGUCACGGACUUUUGCUCCUUUCCCUUCCCGAGUUGUGCCCGCCAUGGCUUCGUCUUUCUCGACCUCUGCCUCCAAAGGGUCGUCUAUGCCUUCAAAGGCACCCGAGGCCGCCUACGAUAGCGAGAUAACAGACAUUGCUUCUUACGUCCACAACUACAAUAUCGAUUCGGAGCUUGCCCUCGACACCUCCCGCUACAUCCUCCUAGACACCAUCGGCUGCGGUCUUGAAGCCCUGCGUUUCCCACAGUGCUCGGCUAUCCUCGGCCCAACUGUUGAGGGUACUCAAGUACCCAACGGUGUUCGCGUCCCGGGCACUCCUUUUGUGCUUGACCCAGUCAAUGGUGCUUUCAACAUUGGCGCUAUGAUAAGAUGGCUGGAUUACAACGAUUGCUGGUUGGCGGCCGAAUGGGGUCAUCCUUCAGACAACUUGGGAGCCAUCCUGGCCGUGGCAGACUGGAUCGCACGAACAAACAGAGCUGGAGGUAACCUGGGCAAUGGCAAGAUCCCUACCAUUCGUGACGUCUUGGAGGGUAUGAUCAAAGCACACGAGAUUCAAGGAUGUUUGGCUCUGGAGAACUCGUUCAACCGAGUCGGACUAGAUCACGUCAUGCUUGUCAAGGUCGCCUCUGCAGCCGUUGUCAGCAAGAUGCUGGGUCUCAACGAGAAGGAGACUGCCGCCGCCGUCUCUCAAGCAUUUGUCGACGGACAAAGUUUGCGUACUUACCGACACACACCCAACACCAUGUCCCGAAAAUCAUGGGCCGCCGGUGAUGCAUGCCAAAGGGCUGUGAACCUUGCCCUCAAAGUCAAGCAGGGUCAAUCUGGCGUCCCAACUGUCCUGUCUGCUCCUGUUUGGGGGUUCUACGAUGUUCUGUUCAAGGGCAAGAAGUUCGAGUUCCAACGUCCUUAUGGCGAGUAUGUCAUGGAGAAUGUUCUUUUCAAGGUCUCAUAUCCUGCUGAGUUCCACUCGCAGACCGCUGUGGAGGCCGCUCAGAAAAUCUACAAGAUCCUUGCGGACAUGGGUAAAUCGGCAAAGGACAUCAAAGAGGUUACCAAUCGCACUCAUGAAGCUUGCAUUCGUAUCAUUGACAAGCAAUUCAAGCCUAUGGACAAUUUCGCUGACCGAGACCACUGCGUACAAUACAUGGUUGCCACCAUGUUGUGCUUCAACAGACUCGAAGCUACGGACUACAUCGACGGUAGCGAGGCUGCUGAGUCGCCUCUGCUGGAAGAUCUUCGCAAGAAGAUCAAGUGUGUUGAAGACCCCCAGUUCACCAAGGACUACCAUGACCCCAGCUUGAGGACCAUUUCCAACGCUUUGACCGUGACCUUGAACGAUGGCACUGUGUUGGAUGAGGUCGUUGUUGAGGCACCACUUGGGCACCGUCUCCGACGUGACGAAGCCAAGCCUGAGAUUCUUGCCAAGUACAAGAGACAUUUGGGCCAUCACUUCGAUGGUGCCAAGAUUGAUGAGCUUUUGAAACUCGGUACAGACGCCUCCAAGUUGGAUACGAUGGAGGUUGACAAGUAUAUGGAUCUAUAUGUCAAGGAGAAGAUGGAGUGGUAGACGGAAAAUAUUCGUGAAUCUUUGGUUGCAUGUGUGUGUUGGAUAGAUUCCCCGGAAAUCGAGACUAUCAAAAACAUUCGGG